UUCCUGUCGGUCAAAAGUCCCAUCCGUCAAAGUGCAGCAAAGCCUGUAAUGUCAGUGAGUCUCACGAAACGAAGACAGCAAUUUAGAAAUGAUCCAAUUGUGCAGCUAACAAGAUAUAUAUAUAUAAAUUCGGUGGGGAAAUGUAUUUACUCAAGCAAAUAGCUAUUGUAGCAAUAUAGCUACUUAUUUAGACAAUAAGUUCACAUUUCUGGAAUAUCUCCAAGAUCUUUGUUUUGAAAAAACGAUUAGCUUGCUGGCUAGCGAAGUUGCCAGUGAAAACAACUGUUAUAAGCCUGUAUUCGGGACGUCUGAGAGAAACAAACUGUCAGCUACAGCAAGGUUAUCAGUUGUUUCCUAGGCGAGGACAAGACAAGUGCUACAACUUUCUGCAUCAGCUCUUCGAGCUGAGACAGGCCUCAACCAUGGCAGGUGAUCUGCGUGGUGUAGCAGAGCAGGCCAAGACCCUGAAGCCUCAGCGAUCCGUCCCUGGGACGCCCGUCACUAACACACUCAAACACUUCCCCAUCGACCUGCGUACAUCCAUGGACGGAAAGUACAAGGAGAUUGCAGAGGAGCUGUUCACUCGCAGCCUGACGGAGAGUGAGAUGCGCACCGCUCCUUAUGAGUUCCCUGAGGACAGCCCCAUCGAGCAGCUGGAGGAGCGACGCCAACGCCUGGAGAGGCAGAUCAGCCAGGACAUCAAGCUUGAGCCAGAGAUCCUGCUCCGCGCCAAGCAGGAGUUCAUGAAAAUCGACAGCGAUGCCGACCUGGAGUUGAUGAAUCAGGAGGAUGGUGUUGACAGGACGGAUGAUGGCUGGAUGAAGGAGAGGGUAUUACCGAUGGAGCGAGAGUACCAGCGUGUGUCAAUAUCAGGGGAGGAGAAGUGUGGGGUGCCCUUCACAGACCUGGUGGAUGCAGCUAAGUGUGUGGUGAAGGCCCUGUUCAUCAGGGAGAAGUACAUCGCUCUGUCCAUGCAGAACUUCUGUAAGACCACUGCCCGUGAGCUGGGAGAGCUGGGAGAGAAACCCCUGGACCUACGUGUCUAUGAGGAGAUCCCUGAGACCCCCGUUGAUGCAGAUGCUCCAGUCCACCCCCCUGUCUCAGAGACUCACCCCUAUGAAAACCAGGUCACCAAGAACAUGCCUGCAGACACAGAGUACAGGUGUAAGAUGGUGGAUGGGGUCAUGCAUGUCUACACCAAGAAGAGCCCCAUGGAGAAGAGUACAGAGUUGGACCUGCCCUACCCAGACCUGAAGGAGUACAUCGCUGACAUGAACGUCAUGAUGGCUCUCAUCAUCAACGGACCAGUAAAGUCGUUCUGCUACCGCCGGCUGCAGUACCUGAGCUCUAAGUUCCAGAUGCACAUCCUGCUGAACGAGAUGAAGGAGCUGGCAGCCCAGAAGCAGGUUCCUCACCGCGACUUUUACAACAUUCGCAAGGUGGACACCCACAUCCACGCUUCGUCCUGUAUGAACCAGAAGCACCUUUUGCGCUUUAUCAAGCGGGCCAUGAAGAAGUACCCUGGGGAGAUAGUCCACAUGGAGCACGGGCGGGGACAGACCCUCAUGGAGGUGUUUGAGAACAUGAACCUGACCGCCUUCGACCUGAGUGUGGACACACUGGACAUGCACGCGGACCGCAACACGUUCCAUCGCUUCGACAAGUUCAAUGCCAAAUACAACCCCAUCGGGGAAUCCAUCCUGAGAGAGAUCUUCAUCAAGACAGACAACCACAUCGAGGGCAAAUACUUUGGCCACAUGAUCAAGGAGGUGAUGGCUGACCUAGAGGAGAGUAAGUACCAGAACGUGGAGCUGCGUCUCUCCAUCUACGGCCGCUCCCGGGACGAGUGGGACAAGCUGGCCCAGUGGGCCGUCAAACACCAAGUCUACUCUGACAACGUGCGCUGGCUCAUCCAAGUGCCCCGCCUCUUUGAUGUGUACCGAACCAAGAAGCAGCUGGCUAACUUCCAGGAGAUGAUGGAGAACAUCUUCAUGCCUCUGUUUGAGGUCACCAUCAACCCCCGCAACCACCCUGAGCUGCACCUCUUUCUGCAGCACGUGGUGGGCUUUGACAGCGUGGAUGACGAGUCCAAGCCGGAGCACCACAUCUUCAACAUGGACAGCCCCCUGCCAGCCGACUGGACAGAGGAGGACAACCCUCCCUACUCCUACUACCUCUACUACACCUACGCCAACAUGACCGUGCUCAACCACCUGCGCAGGAGGCGUGGCUUCCACACGUUUGUGCUGCGCCCUCACUGCGGGGAGGCGGGGCCUGUCCACCACCUGGUGUCGGGUUUCAUUCUGUCAGAGAACAUCUCCCAUGGGCUGCUGCUCAGGAAGGCCCCAGUGCUGCAGUACCUCUACUACCUGGCUCAGAUUGGCAUCGCCAUGUCCCCCCUGAGCAACAACAGCCUGUUCCUCAGCUACCACCGCAACCCCCUGCCUGAGUAUCUGGCCAGAGGCCUCAUUGUCUCUCUGUCCACUGAUGACCCCCUACAGUUCCACUUUACCAAGGAGCCCCUGAUGGAGGAGUACAGCAUCGCCACACAGGUGUGGAAGCUGAGCUCCUGUGACAUGUGUGAGCUGGCCAGGAACAGCGUCCUCAUGAGCGGCUUCUCCCACAAGGCAAAGAGCUACUGGCUGGGGCCCAAAUACAGCAAGGAGGGCCCUGAGAGCAAUGACAUCCGUCGCACCAACGUCCCGGACAUCCGCGUGGCAUACCGCAGUGAGACCCUGCUGGAGGAGCUCAACCUCAUUACCCACGCUGUGCGCACCAAGGAGCUGGACAACAUCGACGAGGAGGACACCCUCUCCAUGGCCCCCGUCGGGGCAGAAGGACACUAAAUCAACAACCCCACCCCGACUUCUAACCCCCCCCUCGGCACCUCCCUGCAUGACACUGAGGGGGUGCAGUAUGAGUGGACUCCAGCUUGUUGUUUAACCUCUACCUCUUACCCCCUUAUCCCCCUCCCACUAAGGAAUUGGACUGUGCACUCGUCUCUCAGCUCUCUUGUACUAAAGCCAAGGAUACAAUGCUCCCUGAGUGUCCCCAUCUCUCUGUCGGUGAUGGGGGUGGUCAGUAUGGACUCAGUCAUGUUCCAGUCCCCCCUUCUCUCUCAACCCAGGUUCCCUCUUCAACUCUCUCUGGUUAGCCCCUGUCCUCUCUACUUCUUGACUCCUCCCUAUCUCUCUAAUGCUCACUGUGAGAUUUCAAUCAGCAUGGCCAAGGUUGGCAGGGGGAACAUCCAGUGCUUGGAUUAUUUUCUAAUACACAUAUGGGAGGAGAGAGACUAGCCUGAAGUCUUUUUUUUCACCUGUUCUUCGAUCAGUUCCUGGAUCACUUUCUCUGUCACUUUGAUCUCCUGACCCUUCAAACCAAAACUUCUGCCCUUUUGCUUUGUCAUGUGACCCUGCAUGGGAAAAAGGGUCCCACAGUUCAGCCUGUGAUUUGUUGGCAUGUUUGUACCCAUCACCUAUAUUACACACACUGCGCAGUUUAGCUGUCCUGAAAGCUGCUUAUCUUCCAUCACACAGUCAUUCUGCCUGAAGCUCAUCUACUUUAAUAUCUUCACAAUGAAGUAGGGAAGCAGAUACAACUUAACAGAAAUGUUAUGAGGGCAUUGUCCAUGGGUCGCCUAACCUACACAACAUGGACACACCUAAACAAUGCAUAGGUGAAUGUUUCACACUACAUUGUUCCAACACCCGUUGCACACUGAUAGGAACAGUCACUUGUAACUUAGUUUCAUGGAAACCGCGGUAACAAACUUCUAAUGUAUGGACGUACUGAGUUAAGAAAAAUGGAGAAAGGACCAAAUCUGUGUGGCUUAGAAGCAGAAGUCGUGCACAAUUCCAGUCUGUCUGCUGCUGGGUAUCUGAUGGCUUUCAUCCGUCUCUGUGCUUCUGGCAGGUUGUAGUGAUUUAUUGGCUAAAUGAGUCCUCUCGGCCGGUCUCCUGAUCUGAGUCAGCUCUGAAUGAAAUAGCAGGCAGGACAUUCAGCAGCCAUCAGGGCAUGGAGCUGUGUACCUGACUGGUCUAGUGCAAACAUUCCAUUAAAUUAACAUUAAGAUCAAUGUUAUUUUUAUUUAACAAAUCACGCUAGUUAUAGAAUAUGCAGACAAAAAGAGUAGAUUUAUGCUAUUCCAUGAUAUGUACAAUAUACUAAAUAUCUAAAAAGGAUAUAGAUACAUGUGUGUAUAUCUAAAGAAAAGAUAUCAGUCUGUGGUAGAGUGGACGCUUAGAGGUGUGUAUGAUAAGAGAUGUUAAACCACGGCGUGUUUUCCAAGCACAAGUCAAGAAGAAUGUCAUGGAGGCUCCCCUGUCCCCCUACAAUUACCUCAACACUCACUGUGUGUGUGUGUGUGUGUGUGUGUGUGUGUGUGUGUGUGUGUGUGUGUGUGUGUGUGUGUGUGUGUGUGUGUGUGUGUGUGUGUGUCGCUCCCACACACCCGUUGGUCUUCUAAAGAGACCAGGACUGACCUCUGGGCCCACUAUGUUGGUUAUUAGUUAUUGCAUGUAGUACCCUGUAUGCACCAAACCAGACUUACCAGGUGAAGGCCUUACCACUGCUAGCCUGUCACUUUCAUGCCCUGCUGCAACGCCUCACUUCUCAUCAACAACAACCACAACACCUGUCCUCUUCAAGCUUAAGCAUUUUUGCUGUCCUAACAUCAAGGAACGAUACCAGGCUGCGUGCUGUAUGUUGAAGUACUUUAUCCUUUAUCUACCCAGGCCUUCCAGUGAAGUGGAAGAAGCGUUUUUAGCAAUGCUCUGCUUUGACUGCAUUUCCACCGUGCAUCUUAUGUUGUGCAUGCCUGCAUGGACCACUGUGUGGCCACGGGAGUGUCUGGGAAGCUGUUUAAAGUGGUCUGUAAUGUGAAAAAGCAACAUAUGAAGGAAGGAAGGAAGGAAGCUGAACAACUGUCAUGUAUGAAGUAUGUGUGCAGUCAAUGAUUUGUUGUUAGUUUGAGUUCUGCAAAACAAACUCAAAUCCAGCUCAUCACUAUGGCAACGCUCAAACCAUGCAGAGACAUAGUUGCUUGGUUGUUAUCAGCAUCAAAUGAACUCACCCCCAUCACAGUCAUGGUUUUCCUGGUCACCAAUACAGAUGUGAUCUGUACCAUAGAGAUCAUAUUCUAUGUUCUGUAAAUUCAUCCCCAUCUCACCCAAUGAGCCUUCUCUUCAUCGGACCUCUUCUGUAAUUCAAACUGUGGGAGUUCUAUUUGUACAGUCCUAUUAUUUGCCAAGACUGUUCCAGCGAAAUUACUGGGCCCUAGUUGUAAAUGUUCACCAUGCAUUGCAUACCAUUACCUACCAGCCCAUUUUAAAAACCUAAGUGUGACAAAAGCCCGAUAUAUACGAGUAAAUGUUUGAGAAACCAGAUAAUUUAGGACAAGCUUAAUAUAUGGAUUUAAUAUAUAAAGUGUAUUUUUUUAAAGGCUAUGGAAAUAAAAGGUUUAUAUGAACAGUAUAUCAAUAUCUAGAUCACAAACGUGAAGUUUCGUUGCUGUAGAUCAUUUUAAACUGCCCUUGUUUAAGCAGAAAGAUGUAUUUUGUCAUAUUAUUAUUGGCCUUGUCUUUCACUAGAUUUACAAUUGGACUCAAUAUUUCCAUGUAUAUUCUUUUAUUAUUUAGUAUUUUAAUAUUUUUUCUAGUGUUCUUGUUGAUUGUGUUAGGGCUGUUGAAGUCUUAAGUAUUCCAUGUAGCUCUCUCUCAGUAGAGUAUUGAGUGAAGUUGAUCAAGUUAACUAGGGUUAUUUGGAGGGGCCUUCAGCAAUGGUAGGACCCAGAGCCAUAAUGGGUAUCCUCUCUGACAUUUAACUCAGCCAGAGCUGCCUAUGUAAUCUGGCUGUACAUUCACACCUAAACAUCCACUCAAACACUGUAAUCCUUCCCACAGACAUACAGCCAUAGACUGGAACACUGUUAAAAAAACAAGCAACCGUUUAGUACAACUUUUGAUUUGAUUCUUUGAAAUCGUAUUUUGCAGGGAAUUAGAGGAUGCAUGUAUGAUUUGAAGGGUUUGUGUCUCAUGUGGAGUAGGAUGUGUGUAGUUACUUGAUAAAGGAUGAGACAUCCAUGUUUAGAUCCAGGUGUGGCUCACUGAGGGACCCAACAACUUCGUUGACCUUUUCAUGCCCAUCCAUUUCAGAUUGUCCAUCAGAGUUCACAGAUCUAUUCUUUCAGAACCUCACUAACUCCAGUUGUUGGUCUCCAUCUGUACAAUCAGUUUGGUUUCUUUGCUUGUUUAUAAACUACAAUGCUAGGGAACCUGUUGGUCCUACUGUAGGGUACCAUAGACCAUACUUUGUAUCAAACUUCACUAAGGGCUGCCAUAUGUAUUUCUGUUCCAAUCGAAAGAGCACACAAACAAAGUUGGAAGACAUAAGUCAAAUGCUGUUUGUUUUCUUGCCUUGAGGUUUGCAAAGAGUUUUGGGCAGUAGUGAUAUACAGUGUGUUGUCAUCACAGAACACAAACCAAUUAAUCAGUCAAUCAUCACACUGCGAGUUUUGUUUUUUGUUCAAUUGAUUUUCAUCGAAAAAUCACCUAGUAUUCUUUCACUGCAUUAUGUUUAAUACAAAGAGUUUGUUGACUUGUGAUUAUUUUGUGCCUCCAUUCGUUCAUUCUUUUAGACAUGUGGAUGUUUUUCCAUUAAAGGUUCUCUGCACAUGUGUUCUAUUAUUGACAUGGUUUUCAUUGUCUUUCAUUUUUUGGUCUAUUGUAGUCACUAUCAUGACUUUAAAUGAAAUGCCAAUGUUUUACAUUUACUCAAAUGCUUCUGAUAUGGUACAUGUGUAACGUCUGAAAUGAAAUAAAGCAUGUUUAUUAAUCUAA
Salvelinus fontinalis (brook trout) is the source of this 6836-nucleotide messenger RNA. Its product is annotated as AMP deaminase 2-like. The coding region runs from base 423 to 2846 and encodes 807 amino acids. Gene Ontology annotation, molecular function: AMP deaminase activity. NCBI's taxonomy places the organism in Eukaryota, Metazoa, Chordata, Actinopteri, Salmoniformes, Salmonidae. The transcript has 18 exons. Gene Ontology annotation, cellular component: cytosol. The record is from RefSeq and is a predicted model, not a curated record. Gene Ontology annotation, biological process: IMP salvage; AMP metabolic process.